UCUUAAUGGUAAAUUAACGCUAAAAGCUUUUGAAUAUAUUUAUAUUGGUUGCACAGACUUUGGUUGAGGGAAAGAAUUAAAUUCCUAUAGCAUGUUAUUGUUUAUUUGUAUACGUCCCUUCGCUUUCCUUUCAUGUUCUGGCUCACAAAAAAGGUUAUUUCCGUCCUAAAUACUUUGUAGUUUAAUUCCCCAUUCGUUCUUUCGCUGGAACUAGUAUGAUUUACACACAAAUAUUACCUUAUAUACCUUAUAUACAUAUCAUUAAAAAACGGUCGGAAAUCGAGUUCAUGUUGUUUUUCUACUGGCAAAAGAAAACACUACGGGGACACCCACACAAGAAGACAUAAUCAUUUAUAUUCUAUCGUAUAUACAGUUUGAUUACGACUCAAUAGGAUUCGGAACACUCGAAAUCCAUCUUGUCACAUUUUGUACGCCAAAAAUAUAAUAAUCUUGUUAGCUAGCCAUGGUGUAUAUAUAUAGAUCUCAUAAAUUAAAAACCAUUUCCUUCUAUAUUCACUAUAUAUACAGUUGCUUGGAGGAAUGUGGAUAAGGCGCGCGCGCAAAUAUCUAUAUAUUAAUGACGUCACACAAUGAAACGUCAUUAGGUUAAUAAUCUAAUUACAGAAUGAGACGGUUUUGCUCUCGGAUUCGGAACAUUUUCCACGAGAAGCAAUUAAGAAUUUAGGAACCAUGUGAAGAUCAAGUCUUUCCUUUUCUAGCGGAUUCUGCGCUUGGUUUUCUUGGUUAGUGAAGAUCACAAGGCUCCCUAAGGAGAAAUUCAUUCUAUUUCACUGACAGCAUGAGAAUGAUAAUUCAUAAAAUGCAGCAACGCUUUUGAAGAAAUUGGUUUCUUCGAUGGAAAACAACAAUACAAAUGAGAUGCAUGACGAAAUGACGAGCACGGAAGAAGAGAAUUUAUCUGACGUCUGCAUUGUGAUCAGUAAAGACCAAGAAUAUCAAGGAAAAGAAAUAUCGCAGAGUGUUGACAAUGAUGCAGAGAACGAGAAAAAUGUUGAUUGUUCUACUGAGAAAGAUACCGGCAAGACAGCGCCACCGAUUGAGCCGGUUUUUCAUGUUAUAAACAUUGAUGACACAGACGAGAUGGAAGAAAUUGAUGACAAUCAAAACAUCGACAAAGCAGAGAUUAUUAGUGAGCUUGUAUAUAAGGAAACGAACCCAGAAAUUGAGCCCUUAACGAAAACAAAAAUUGAAAGAACUAAAUACACUCCACGGCCUAAAAGAUCACUCAGUGUGCGAGAUCAUUUUCGCAGGAACAAAGAAGAAAUCAAGCUUAGUAGUGGUCUUUCAGCUAGCGCGCCGCAUUUGACUACAGUUGAAUCGGCAGUUGCUACCACCAUCAACUCCAUGUUGCGCCACAUGCUACGACCAAUGGAAAACAAGAUGAAUAUGAAAGUGUUUGGCAGUAAGCGAGCAAUGAAAGAUGAACAAGCUAGAUAUAAUAAAGUGGGAUUCGUUAUUCACCCUACCAGCCCCUUCAGGUUAUGCUGGGAUAUAUGGAUAUUACUGUUAUUAAUGAUCAAUAUUGUCGUUCUUCCUGUGACGAUAUCGUUUUUCGGUGAUGGUGUGAGCAUAUCUUGGAAGAUAUUUUAUAUCAUAUCUGAUGUCGCAUUUCUGGUGGAUAUACUGCUCAAUUUCAGAACAGGUUAUUUAGUACAUGAUAGUCCAAAUAAGUUUGUUCUGGAGCCAAAGUUAAUUGCCAAGAGGUACCUUAAAACAUGGUUUACAAUAGACUUUGUAUCUUCAUUGCCUUUUGAUCAAAUCGUUGAAGCUGCCAGUCAGCAGGCGACCGGUUUACUCGGUGCUUCGCGUGUCCUGCGUAUUCUACGUCUUGUUAAACUACUCAGUUUAUUAAAACUAUUGAGAUUAUCACGACUUGUCCGAUACGUCCACCAGUAUGAAGAGCUUUUGAAUAUCACUAGAUCAGUGAUGCGAUUUAUCAAUCUUAUAAGUAUCAUCUUACUGGUUGCUCACUGGAAUGGUUGCCUGCAGUUCUUAGUGCCUUAUCUAGAGGACUUUCCUAACAAUUCCUGGGUAUCUUUACACAACUUGAAGAAUGCUUCGUUGGGUGAGCAGUAUUGUUGGUCAUUGUUCAAAGCUUUAUCACAUAUGUUGUGCAUUGGAUAUGGUAGACAUCCACCCCAAAACAUCCCUGAAGCAUGUGUAACAAUCUUCAGCAUGAUGACUGGUGCAACGUUUUAUGCACUGUUUAUUGCGAUUUGUAUCAGUGUWAUACAACARAUGGACUCUCCAUCCAGACAAUAUAAGGAAAAGAUCCAGCAAGUAGAAGAAUAUAUGACAUACCGAAAACUUCCCGCGCCAUUACGAGAAAGGUUUCUAAAGUACUACGAACACAGAUUUCAAGGCAAGAUGUUUGAUGAGGAGAAGAUUUUGGGCGAAGUAUCAMGACCUUUGCGAGAGAAAGUCGUCAACUACAACUGUCGCGAGCUUGUACGAGCUGUUCCAUUCUUCACCGAUGCUGACGCUGAUUUUGUUUCUGCAAUCAUUACUCACCUAAAGUUUGAAGUAUAUCUUGUUGGUGACGAAAUUAUCCGUGAAGGCGAGCUUGGCACCGAGAUGUAUUUCUUGAAAGAAGGCGUCGUUGAAGUCACAAUCGAAGGCAAGAAAGUUAACGAGCUUUCCGAGGGUGCAUAUUUCGGAGAAAUCUGCCUUCUGACUAACGCCAGGCGAACAGCAAGCGUGUCAGCUGUGACGAUAUGUGAUGUAUUUGUGCUACACGCGGAAGAUUUCCGAGAUGUUGUCGACGAGUUUCCUGCUAUAAGAACAAUGCUGGAAAAAAGAGCUGAACAACGCAUGUACAAACUAGGAAAACGCGUGGACUUGUCUUCUUUGAACAUUYCAUCUAGUAUACCACCAAGUCCGUUACCUCAAGUGAAACUAAAAUCAUGUCAGUGCAAUUCUACAAGUCUUUCCCCCUCUUAGUACCAACAUGCUGCAGUCUCAUGAUUCUCUGGCAGUAUUUCUCUUUAUAAUAUCAUAUUUGUUGUAUAAAAAAUCAAGCAUCCUGUUKUCGGUGUUUUCUUUGUUAUAUUAUCGCCAAGAGACGGCGGUGUUGUUUCCAAUCAAUUACAUUGUGAAUAUUUUAUAGAACAAUAUCAAAUAAAAAGAAAUGUUUUUAAGAAAAUAAAAGGGAUAUAUGACAAAGAUUAAGUUUUUUCCUGAGUAUUGAAUUAAGACAAUUAAUGUACUAGAAAUUCCCGUACAGGACGG
Messenger RNA from Exaiptasia diaphana, 3249 nucleotides. RefSeq names its product potassium/sodium hyperpolarization-activated cyclic nucleotide-gated channel 2. The transcript is spliced from 8 exons. The record is from RefSeq and is a predicted model, not a curated record. Bases 856 to 2961 code for a protein of 701 amino acids. Gene Ontology annotation, cellular component: membrane. NCBI's taxonomy places the organism in Eukaryota, Metazoa, Cnidaria, Anthozoa, Actiniaria, Aiptasiidae. Gene Ontology annotation, biological process: potassium ion transport; transmembrane transport. Gene Ontology annotation, molecular function: voltage-gated potassium channel activity.